Eutrema salsugineum is the source of this 546-nucleotide messenger RNA. RefSeq names its product nuclear polyadenylated RNA-binding protein 3. Lineage: Eukaryota; Viridiplantae; Streptophyta; Magnoliopsida; Brassicales; Brassicaceae. The transcript has a single exon. The record is from RefSeq and is a predicted model, not a curated record. Gene Ontology annotation, molecular function: ubiquitin binding; proteasome binding; polyubiquitin modification-dependent protein binding. Gene Ontology annotation, cellular component: cytosol; nucleoplasm. The coding region runs from base 1 to 546 and encodes 181 amino acids. Gene Ontology annotation, biological process: proteasome-mediated ubiquitin-dependent protein catabolic process.
AUGAAGGUGAGUGUGGAGAUAAUAACAGGGACAUUUAUAGAUACGGAGGUGAGUGAAAAUGCGACGGUGAAGGAAUUAAAGGAGAAGAUUGCGACGGAGGUGAAAUUAUCGGUAAAGCGUUUGAUACUUGUGAUCGGAGAUGAAGAGGAGAGAAGAAUGGUGAUGGAAAAUGAAGAUGAAAUGAUGUUGAUAGAUUUAGGAGUGAGAGAAGAUUCUCGUGUAUAUUUGUUCUUUAAGCAUCCUGAUUUGGUUUACAAGGAAGAGAGAUCUCAAGAUGGUGAGGAUGAUGCUUCUAUUGAGGAGGUUUCGUCGUCGGAAGCAGAGAGUAAAAGAGGAAACGGAGAAGAAGAGGAAGAGGAAGAGGCAACGGAGAAAAUAGACGGUGAAGAGGAAGAUAAAGCGUUAAAGAAUGAAGAAAAAGAAGAAGAUAGAGAAGAACAGAAGAGGAAUGGAGAGGAAACAAAGGAUGAUGAUAAUUAUGAUGUUGAUGAUGGACAAAAGAAAGCAAGAGAGAGUGAAGAAGGAAAUAAUAAUGUGGAAACCUAG